Messenger RNA from Scaptodrosophila lebanonensis, 389 nucleotides. It is a transcript of the gene SmF, whose product is annotated as small nuclear ribonucleoprotein F. Gene Ontology annotation, molecular function: RNA binding. The record is from RefSeq and is a predicted model, not a curated record. The coding region runs from base 68 to 331 and encodes 87 amino acids. The transcript has a single exon. Lineage: Eukaryota; Metazoa; Arthropoda; Insecta; Diptera; Drosophilidae. Gene Ontology annotation, biological process: mRNA splicing, via spliceosome; spliceosomal snRNP assembly. Gene Ontology annotation, cellular component: catalytic step 2 spliceosome; U1 snRNP.
UUAGGCCGGCUAUAUUAACGGCAAGGACAAUUUUUGUUGCAACAGUAGCUGGAAAAAAUAAAUCAAAAUGUCAGCUGGCAUGCCAAUAAACCCCAAACCAUUUCUAAAUGGUCUGACCGGCAAGCCGGUGCUCGUGAAGCUGAAGUGGGGCCAGGAAUACAAGGGCUUUCUUGUCUCUGUCGAUGGCUACAUGAACAUGCAGCUAGCCAAUACUGAGGAGGUGAUUGAGGGCUCCGUGACCGGCAAUUUGGGAGAAGUGCUGAUUCGUUGCAACAAUGUUUUAUACAUAAAAGGCAUGGAAGACGACGAAGAGGGCGAGAUGCGUGAUUAGCGUACCUGUACAAGUAUAAGAAAGUAAUAAAAUAAAGUUGUAUUUAUUUUGUAAACAA